AUGGCGAGAAAAAAUACAUCGGUCCCCCCACUGAAACGUCGUCUAUAUUCGCCAUGUACUAUUUUUGGCACCUUCGUUCUAUUUUAUAUUGUGCAUGCGCAAACCUGCUGCAUGGUUUCACUCGUACGAGGAACAAUAACCACACUUGACACCCUCACUCACAAACCUCUCUACCGGUACAGGACAGUUGCGACCCCAGGUACAGUCUCGUCAGCGCAGCUUAAGAACGCAGCAUCCAGCUCAGCCUGGCUCUCGACCUUUAACCAGGGACCCCUUACAAGUACACGGCACAGGACCAUAACUUGUCGACAAAACACGCAUAUUCGGAUGUUAAAACUAGUACUGUCUCUGCUGCUGAGUACAACAGCGCAGGCAGUGGCACAAUCAACAGGACCGUCUCAACCGCCGCCCAUGAGCCAGCCCAACACCCAAUACCCCGUGUACACACCGACCAACUUCGUGCGACUCAUGGUGGUGGCCCAGUACAACUACGUCACAAAUGCGCCUUUUCUGACGGCGGUGGUCACGACCCAAGGAGACGACCUGGUGGUAGCAUCGAUUCCUAACGGAGACCCUCCCACGGCGUUCAACGUGACGGAAAAAGGCUUCAGAGCACAGAACGGCAAGUUCCUACAUUUUGAUAAGGUCCAGGGUCGCUUGCAUCUCGACAGUGACCCGCACAAUGAAACACAAUACAUGGACGAUGGCUCCAUCUACAGUACAGAUGUCCCCGGUGAAUAUGUCGGCCUCAAUCUGUGUCCCCAAGCGAGAAACAUCUUCACCCUCCGGUUCGGUGUCCCUUGUACAGACUACUAUGUACAGCUGUUUCCCAUUCCUCCCCAACACCUCACUGGCCUGUGGGAAAACCAUACACAGUACCCAUCGCCCCGCCAACGAGGCUGGAUGAACUGGGAUGCCGAAAACAUCACCCUGGGCGAUAACACCACGUUGGCACCAAUGCUUUCGAUACAGACGAUUGGAGCAAGCCACAAGCUGGAGAUGGCGUGGACCUGGGUCCUUCUAGCAUUCACUAUGUUCUUCUUUUGA
Messenger RNA from Yarrowia lipolytica CLIB122, 1047 nucleotides. RefSeq lists its product as uncharacterized. NCBI's taxonomy places the organism in Eukaryota, Fungi, Ascomycota, Dipodascomycetes, Dipodascales. The record is from RefSeq and is a predicted model, not a curated record.